Gastrolobium bilobum is the source of this 1363-nucleotide messenger RNA. RefSeq names its product phosphoglycerate mutase-like protein 1. Gene Ontology annotation, molecular function: phosphatase activity. The coding region runs from base 133 to 1080 and encodes 315 amino acids. The transcript has 11 exons. Gene Ontology annotation, cellular component: cytoplasm. NCBI's taxonomy places the organism in Eukaryota, Viridiplantae, Streptophyta, Magnoliopsida, Fabales, Fabaceae. The record is from RefSeq and is a predicted model, not a curated record.
UGUUUGUUAGCUUCCACCUUAGUCCCCUCUCCCAUUUUAAAGCUUCUCCUUCUCUGCUGCUUCUUUUUCAAGUUUCUCCCUCCCUCACCUGGAACUGCAACUACUCUCUCCUCGCGUUUUUCUUCUUCUGGUAUGGAUACUGCUGCGGGUCAAAGUCUCUAUCCAUUGCACCAUUGCAAAACUGUUCACCUGGUUAGGCACGCCCAAGGGGUUCACAAUGUAGAAGGGGAGAAGAACCAUGAUGCAUACUUAUCUUACGAUCAUUUUGAUGCACACCUAACCCCUCUCGGCUGGAAGCAGGAACAGGACUCGGAGAGGAUGAUUGGCAGUGCUAGAGAGGAUAGUGGACUUUACUACUUUGAGGAGGAUGUGACUCAUGAAGCUGUUUUCGUAGAAAAAACUCUAUGUUUCCUUUUGAUUCAUGUUGGUAAUCUGCAAAAGCAUGUCAAGGCAUGUGAACUUUUCAGCAGAAUUGAACUAGUUAUUGUUUCCCCGUUGUUAAGGACCAUGCAAACAGCAGUUGGAGUCUUCGGUGGUGAAGCAUACACUGAUGCGAUUGACAAACCUCCUCUGAUGAUGGAAAAUGUGGGACAGAGCGAUCAUCUUGCAGUUUCUAGUGUGAACUGCCCACCUUUUAUAGCAGUAGAGCUUUGCCGAGAGCAAAUGGGAGUUCAUCCUUGUGAUAAGAGAAGAACCAUCAGCGAGUACAGGAAAAUGUUUCCAGCAAUUGAUUUUUCCCUGGUUGAAAGUGACGAUGACAUUUUGUGGUCACCUGACAUUAGAGAGAAGAAAGAAGACGUUGCUGCUAGGGGACUGAAGUUGUUGGAAUGGUUGUGGACACGUAAAGAGAAGGAGAUAGCAGUUGUUACCCACAGCAGUUUUCUGUUUAAUACCCUUAGUGCUUUUGGAAAUGAUUGUCACCCAAAUAUAAAGAGUGCAAUACGCACACACUUUGCUAAUUGUGAGCUACGUUCAGUGGUUCUCGUUGAUAGAGGUAUGAUUGGAUCAAAUGAGCCAACUACCAACUAUCCUGGCAAGAUUCCUCGUGGCCCUGACCUCCCCAGUGAUGCUGCUGACUAGAAACAUUCAAGGAAUGGGCUGACCACACAAUAGUUCCUCUCAGUGAUAACUGGUCAUCUGGUAUAGUGAUGGAAUUUCUUCAGUAAUAAUAUAAUGAUUUCUUAAUUGCAUUGACAGGCAAGCAAGGGUUCUUUUAUUUUUCAUUUCCCCGAACAAACUAUAUCCAUAACAGCAGUUUUAAAAUUUCUCGUGGGAUCAAGAAAAGUGGUAGCAUAUUGAUGCCAAUUUUUCUAUUUUCAAAGUCAUGUUUGAGACAUUUUUCUUUGUACAACGCCGUAUACAU